CUAUAUAAUGCCGGCGCAAUGUGCCAGUUGCUGGAGUUGUUGCAGUCUAUGGUUCGAUUCUAUCGUCACUGUGCAAAUCGAUGUUUAUUCAAUGUCGAUAACUGGUUCUGUGAACACCGCACAUCGCUAGCUGGUGCUCCAGCAACCGUAACAAUGCCAGUUAGAUCCGAAGAUAUAAGAGAAAAAAUAGAAAAUGGAAUCUACAAGCUUGCAGUCAACGACAAAAGCACGCGCAGCACUGUGUGGCGCGUUUACCGAAAAAUUGAGAAAGAGGAUGGCACAAUCCUUGAGAACCUAUUGUAUUGCACUGGCUGCAAGGGAUUAAUGUCUUUUACCCACAAAUCGACGACAAAUCUACGCCGCCACAGGUGCCAUCUGCAGUAUCUAAAAAAAGCACUUGUCUUCGGAUGUAAAUCAAGCCCAAAAACACACGAAGGCGAAAUCGACACGAGCGAAGAGGAGCACCACUCACCGAUGGACGAAACGGAACGGAUACCCGCCGUAUUAGAGAUGGAGGUGAGCAAGGAGGAAAAGCAUCAACACCUUGAGGACGAGCUUGAAAAGAAACCCACUGCCGCAGACGUUGCCGCCUUCGCCAGUGCUUGCAUCGUCCAGCCUCAGCUCCAGCCCCAGCCCCAGCCCCAUCUUCAGAAACAGCCGGACAUACCGAUGUCCCUCGAUGUCACUGAAGCUCAGGAGUCCUCUAUAUACGCCCAAACAUGGUCCCUAGAGUAUCGCAAGCUCAGUGAAGACCAGAAGUUCUAUGCCAAACGAGCAAUUGACGAAAUCUUUGUCCUAGGCCGCUUACGGCGCUUGAAAUUAAACACCGUGCCCCCAGCUGAGUAAACAGUCAUCUCCUUGGGAUAAUUGUCAUUAUAAAUAGAGGAUAAUCUGUACAUAUACAAAUUGGUAUUAACUAAAAGAAAUAUUAAUAGCGAAAACCGCCAUCGGUUCUAAAAAUACAAAAAAAUCUCGUUCUCUAAGAAGUGGAAUGUUAUGGGAGAGAAGUCCAAAUUUAACUAUAUUGAAAUUUUUUUAUUGUUUUGGGGGAUUUUAUGAUUUUGAAAUAUCGAUAUCUUACGCCGCAAACAAUCGAUAACAAUUUUGUGUUAAACCACUAACUGUCACAAAACAAUUGUUUACGUUUAUCCAAUAAAAUUAAAAUGGCUAAUAGUACCGAAAGCCCCAAACGA
Molecule: messenger RNA, 1193 nt
Organism: Drosophila pseudoobscura
Lineage: Eukaryota; Metazoa; Arthropoda; Insecta; Diptera; Drosophilidae
Exons: 2
Coding region: 19-846 (275 amino acids)
Molecular function (GO): DNA binding
Source: RefSeq, a predicted model, not a curated record